ACAGGCGCCGCCGCACUCACACUCGCCGCCAUGCACGCCGCCUGUCUGACUGUCCUGGCUGUGGCCGCUCUGGCCGCUCUGGCGGGCCCGGCGCUGGCCGACACCUUCGUGUUCCGCAACCAGCACGGCUCCACCGUGUGGAUCGGCGCCCUGGGCAACGCGGGCAAGCCGGCGCCCAACGGCGGGGGCUUCGCUGUGGGUCCCAACCAGCAGGUGACGGUGACCACGGCCAACGACUGGGCGGGGCGCUUCUGGGCGCGCACCGGCUGCAGCUUCAGCGGCAACACGGGCCACUGCGCCACGGGCGACUGCGGCAACAAGCUGGCCUGCAACGGCGCCGGCGGCGUGCCGCCCGUCACGCUCGCCGAGUUCACGCUCGGCAACAUGGACUACUACGACGUCAGCCUCGUCGACGGAUACAACGUGGGCCUAACGAUCAAGCCCCAGAACAAGGCCGCCGGCGGGACGUACAACUGCAAUGUCGCCGGCUGCCUCAACAACCUCAACACGAACUGCCCGGCAGCGCUGAGGCAGACCUCGGGCGGUGCCACGGUGGCGUGCAAGAGCGCGUGUCUCGCCUUCAACACGGACGAGUACUGCUGCCGCGGCAGCCACAACACUCCCGCCACCUGCAAGCCCGCCUCCUGGCCGCAGAACUACGCCGCCUACUUCAAGAACAACUGCCGUAACGCUUACAGCUACGCCUACGACGACACCACCAGCACCUACACUUGCUCCGACACCGGCUACAUCAUCACUGUGGGCUGAGACCACGUGGUGCAUCUUCAGCUCUUUCCAAAUACAUUAUCAUAGAUAA
Molecule: messenger RNA, 817 nt
Organism: Bacillus rossius redtenbacheri
Lineage: Eukaryota; Metazoa; Arthropoda; Insecta; Phasmatodea; Bacillidae
Exons: 3
Coding region: 31-768 (245 amino acids)
Source: RefSeq, a predicted model, not a curated record